GUAGUCAUUAUUAUGACCGUUUUAGAACGCGACACGGCAAGCUAUACGUGGUAAAGGGAAAAUGUGUGCUGUUGCGAAUCAGUAAUGUUUUUGUUUAAAGUGUGUUUGCAGUCACCCAGCUGAAUGUACAGUUUAUUUUCCCAGAAGCUAGCUUUGCUAGGAUUGACUUCUGCUCAUGUCAUAUCUGCCGGUGCCACUGUGUUUUGUAAAAAUUAUUUUUGUGCCAGCCACCGUGUUCUCCAACUUUUGACAUUUUGUCCAACAAUGCAACCAAAUUCAUCUAGCUGUCAAAGGAAUUUUUCUUGUAAGAGACAGAAGCCCCAGAAAGACACAUUACGCCACAUAAAAAACAGGGAGAAGAGAAAAGGACCAAAUAUACAUUCUGCAGCUACAGUUUAUGUGCAGGUUGUCGGUGCUGGAAACCGAGAUGCCGGCUCAUCAAUUUAUGUUUUUUCUGAAUACAACAGAUACCUCUUCAACUGUGGAGAAGGGACACAGCGCCUAAUGCAGGAGCACAAGUUAAAAAUAGCCCGACUGGACAGCAUUUUUUUGACUAGGAUGAAUUGGGCCAAUGUUGGAGGAUUGCCUGGUAUGCUCCUGACCCUAAAGGAUUCUGGGCUUCCACAGUGCUUUUUGUCUGGCCCACCACAGUUGGAGAAAUUCAUUGAUGCCGUGAAAGUUUUUUCCGGACCAUUGCGUGGUUUGAAUUUGGCUGUACGUCCAUACACUGAACCAGAGUAUUCUGAUGAAACUAUGACAGUGUAUCAGGUUCCUUUAUAUGCAAAACUGGAAUGCAAUGGACACAGGAGGCAGUUUAGUCCUGAAAGAUUACCAAGCCAUGUCAGUCCACCUAGGUCUCCAAAGCCUAGGUCUCCCAAAACUGACCUGUUGCAACUAGAGGAAAAUGAAGCACGUGGAAGUGAAUCUGACAGUUCAGUGGGAAGCACAGAAAUUCCAGCAAGAGAUCCUUCCUUAGUGGUGGCUUUCAUUUGUAAGCUUCAUUCAAGAAAGGGAAAUUUCUUGGUUGAAAAGGCAAAAGAAUUUGGCUUGCCACUUGGUACAGCUGCCAUUGGCCCAAUAAUCACUGCACUUAAAAAUGGACAGAGCAUCACCUACGAAGGCAAGGAGAUCCUUCCAGAAGAUGUAUGCACACCUUCAGACCCAGGUGCUGUCUUUAUUGUGAUUGAGUGUCCUAAUGAGGAGUUCAUUAAACCCAUUUUGGAAAGUGAACAACUAAAAAGGUACCAGACCGAAGCAUCUGAAAACACUGCCUCACUGGUUGUACACAUGACACCUGAGACUGUGCUGCAGAAUGACAAUUACAAGAAAUGGAUGGAAGGGUUUCCUUCAACCACAGAACAUCUGAUACUUAACGAAAGUUCACAAACAGUGCAUAAUCUGCGUAUUCACAAAAUUCAGACUCAGCUAAACCUUAUUCAUCCAGAAAUAUUUCCACUGUUAAAGAGCUCACAAAAUAAGGAACAUCUUAUGGAAUUACCUGCACCUUAUGUCCAAGGAGAGUGCUUGCUGAAGUAUCAGCUGAGGCCAAAGGCUGAGUGGCAGAGAGAUGCAGUUCCAGUUUGUAACCCCACAGAAUUUAUGGAAGAGGCUUUACAGCUACCAGAUUUCAACGCUAAGGUAGAAGAAUGCAAGCAAAACCUGGCCAUGGGCACUACAAAUUUAUACAGGAAAGCUGAUGAAUACCCAGAAGUUGUAUUUUUAGGAACUGGAUCGGCUAUUCCAAUGAAAAUUAGGAAUGUCAGUUCAACGCUUGUUCGCGUUAGCUCUUCACAGUGUAUUCUGUUUGACUGUGGCGAAGGGACAUACACUCAGCUUAGUCAUCAUUAUGGUGGAGAUGUUGAUGAAGUUCUUUGCAAGAUAUCAGCUGCCUUUAUUUCCCAUCUUCAUGCAGACCAUCACACAGGUUUAUUGAAUUUGCUAAUUCAACGUGAACGAGCUCUGAAGACCUUGAAGCAGCCUUUCCGACCAUUGCUGGUCGUUGCACCUCCAGCUAUAAUAACAUGGCUAUUCCAGUACCAUGACCACUGUCAAGCAAUCCUCAAACACAUUAAUGUGAUUCCUGCAAAAUGCUUGUUAGAAGGCCGUGAAGUUCCAAAAUUUAAAACCAGGUCCUUCAUUCAGUUGCUGCUUGAAACCUACUAUUUGGAGAAGUUCGAGACUUGUCUGGUUCGACACUGUCAUAACGCCUUUGCCUGUUCUAUGGUUCACAAGUCUGGAUGGAAAAUUGUGUACUCUGGAGAUACCAUGCCAUGCGAUGCCCUUAUACAAAUGGGAAAAGAUGCAACAUUAUUAAUCCAUGAAGCCACUCUGGAAGAUGGUCUGGAAGAUGUAGCUCUUGAAAAAACUCACAGCACAACCUCACAAGCCAUUAACGUUGGUAUGAAGAUGAAUGCAGAGUUCAUCAUGUUGAACCAUUUCAGUCAGCGUUAUGCCAAGAUACCUUUGUUCAGUGCUGAUUUCAAUGAGAAAGUGGGAAUAUCUUUUGAUCAUAUGAGAGUUCGUCUUGCGGAUUUUGGAGCAAUUCCCAAACUUAUUCCUUCACUUAAGGCUCUAUUUGCUGAAGAGAUAGAAGAAAUGGAAGAAAGAAGAGAGAAGAGAGAAAUGAAACUAAUGAAAGUACAGCCUGUUUUGGAUGUUAAACAAGAGUUGGAGAAUAAUGUCAAACAGAGGCAGCAGUUGUCAGUUACUGAGGAGUUAAGGAAUCCUACAGAAUUCAGUACUAAAAAACGGGACCGAGAAGACAAUUGCCAGGAUUUAGAAAACAAGAAAUUAAAAAUCAUUUGAUAACACAAUAAACAUUAUGUUUGUAAAUUUGAAUGUACAGUAAAUAUUAUAAAUAUACUUAUUUUAAGUGGGAGGCUUUGAAGGUAUAUAAAUUCUUAUUUUAUUACAUUUCUAUCCACCCAUUUGGAUUUUCAACUUUUACUUCUUUUUCAUAUGCAGUGUGGUUUAGUGUCUUUUAUAUAAACUGCACUGAGGAACUGUUAUGUUUGAUAUGUAUUUAUUAAGCAAAUUACUGUUCAUGUAAUGAAUUAAAAUUACUUCUGUCUCCCUUAAGCAAAAUGACCCAGCUGUUUGCCAAAACGGCUUCCUCAGUUACACAGUUGCUCUGAUAAAAAUAAAACAUUUUAAUUAAUA
Messenger RNA from Protopterus annectens (West African lungfish), 3159 nucleotides. RefSeq names its product elaC ribonuclease Z 2 (gene ELAC2). Gene Ontology annotation, biological process: mitochondrial tRNA 3'-end processing. Bases 124 to 2805 code for a protein of 893 amino acids. Gene Ontology annotation, molecular function: 3'-tRNA processing endoribonuclease activity. NCBI's taxonomy places the organism in Eukaryota, Metazoa, Chordata, Ceratodontiformes, Protopteridae. The transcript has 24 exons. Gene Ontology annotation, cellular component: mitochondrion. The record is from RefSeq and is a predicted model, not a curated record.